GUGAGUGGCAUCGGUGCCACAUACACUCACAUACGCAAGCAUAAUAUAUUAUUUGUGUUAAAAGUGAUUGCAGAAAGAAGUGUAGCAACGUAUUUCAAUUUGUGUGGCAGCGUUUGCAAUCGUUAUUUGCAAACAACUUCAGUAACUCAUAAAUGCAUCGCCGAGCAAGCGAAACGCACAAUCGCAUGAAAUUCUAAUAGGACAAUAGCGUCAGUGCGAGAAAAGGCACUGGCAAGGGCCUUUUUUUGGCGCAGUGUUGCGGGAUAUGACGGCGCGGACUCAUCAGGAUGAGCGCAUCUGCUCGGGUGGUAUGGUCGAGGACGAAGCAAUUGCCGCCACUUACCACAAUUUGCCACCACACAGUCCGGAAUAUGCCAGUUUUCUGGCACAUCAGCAACAGCAACAACAGCAGCAGCAACAACAACAACAACAACAACAACAACAACAACAACAACAUUUGUUGCAUCAACAGCAACAGGGCCAGGCGCAGGGGCCAUUGAUGUGGCCGCCACACAUGGGUGUUCAAUUUCCCCCACAUCACCCCCACCCACCACAUCAUCAUCAGCCACCUAUGAUACCACAACCACAGCAAGCUCCAUCUGCACACGUCUAUAAUGAAUAUCUGUACAACUUGGCAUACUCCGGACCACCUGGUCAAACCGAAACGUACUCCGUAUUGCCUGUUGGUCAUGGCAAUUUUCUUAAGGUUUAUCACUGUCCCGAGAAUGCUGUCAACGAUGUUUACGCUCAGCAAGCGGCGGCCAAUUUCUCGCAUAUCAACAUGGCACCAAUGAACCAGCAUCAACAUCAUCAAGUAGCGGCCACGGCUGCACAGAACCAGGCACAGGCGCAGCCGUCAGCAGCACAGCAGACACCACUUUAUGAAUUGUUUGCCACCAAUCCGUUACUGCCAAAGCCCGAGAUGAAUAUUGUAAACCAACAGCAGCAACAGCAACAACAGCAACAGCAGCAGCAGCAACAGCAGCAGCAGCAGCAGCAACAACAACAACAGCAGACACCACAAUUCCAUCAGGUUGAUGAUGUUCCCGCGGCAGUCUCUACUGCUGUUGCACCGAGCAAUAGCGCAAAUUUGUUUAUAAAUAAUCUUGUAAAUAACUGGUCGCCAAAUCUAACGGGUAGCAGUUAUAUACAGUUUGGUGGCGAGCCACCCGAAAACGCUAACGCAUAUGUUGAAGCCACGCCCAUAGAAUUGACAACGCCACCACAGCCGACUUCACCUGUGAAGUUACAGCAGCUGCAGCCCAUGGCUGAGUAUCAUGCUAAAGUCGUGCCGCCCAAAAGCACAGUGGAAGUAGCUCCUGGAAACUCUGGCAACAAAGAAGUCAAUCCGAAUCCAACUUUAAGCACUACAACAACUACAGCAGUUGCAGCAGCAGCUGCAGCAGCAGCAGCAACAGCAACACCCACUGCGCUGAAAAAAGCGCCAAUAGUCGUGCCAGGCUUGAGCGAGGGCAAAAGACGCAUUGUAGCCGAAGUAAAACCCAUGCCCAUGUCCUAUUCAGAUGUUUUGAGCAAGGGCAGCACAUUGCGCAGCUCGGGCACAAUGCUUGCCAGAAGCAAUUCGGGUAUUGAAACACGUUCAGUCAACAACUUGGAGAAUGGUCAUCCUACGCAGCGACGAGGAGGCAAGGAAGAUGGCAAUGGCAACGGUAAUCGGGAGUUGCGCAAUAAUUCCAAGCGCUCGCCACUACACGAAAUCAAGGAUGGGUCCGGCAAUGCCUCAGGACAUCGCAGCAAGAGGCGCCAGCAGUCGAAUCAGGGAGCACAGCAAAAACCACAACAAGCGCCAAUACAACAACAGCAGCAGCAGCAACAACAGCAGCAGCAGCAACAACAGCAGCAGCAGCAACAACAGCAGCAGCAGCAACAACAGCAGCAGCAACAACAACAGCAACAACAACAACAACAACAGCAGCAGCAACAACAACAACAACAACAGCAGCAGCAACAACAACCACCGCCCCAGCAACAGUCGCAGCCACCGCUCAGGUCUGGUAAACCGAAUGCCGAUAAGAAGCGUCCUGGCCAAAUGAAAUUUAUUAACAACACGAGCAGCAACAACCAAAGUGGAUUCAGCGCCAAAACCAACGACAACAAGGUAACUAAUAACAACAGCGGCAACAGCAGCUUACCCAGCAGCAGCAGCAACAGCAGCAGCAAUAACAAUUUAUCGAGCCGGAAGUCAAACAACGGUAGCAACAACAAUCGCAGCAGCAGCAGCAUCAACAAUAGCAGCUCGCAUGCACAUUUCUCGAAUGCCAAUUCGAAUAAUUCCAAUAAUUCAUCUGGCUCGAGCAACAGCAACAGCCACCACAACAACAUCAGCAACAGCAACAGCAACAACAAUGGAAAUUCCUCAUCAUCGAAACGCUACUCCGGCUCAUCGAAUGCGAAUUUAAAUUCCAAUUCUAGCUCGUACUCGUAUUCCUCGAAGCGCAAUCGAGGUGGCGCAUAUGGGUCAUCCAAUUCACCAGCGCAUGCGAGCACCUCGAAUCGCAAUUAUGAGCUAGCCAAGCGAAUUUUGCACACCUGGUGGAUAUACACGCUCAAGCUGAUCACCUGGCUCUUCUAUUUGGUCUAUGAUAUUGUUGUGCUCGGUUGCAGCAUGGCGUACGAGCGGCUGACCACAGCGUAUGUGGCAGGCGUGGCUUAUGCUCGCCAGCUGCACAACGAACUGAAGCAGAAUUCCGGCAAGCCGAGCAUCUGGUGGCGCAACUAUUGGCGUCGCUUUGAUGCACGCUUCAGAAAAAACUCACGUUGGGCAUUUUGGCGACGCUUCUACAAGCGCAAGCCGCCUGAGGCUAGCGCGGAGGCAUUUAAAACGGGUCGCCUGCCACAGACUGGCGAAGAGGCCAUGUACUCGCUGCUGAACUGCAAGGGCAAGGAUGCCUACAGCAUAUUGGGCGUGCCGCCGGAUAGUCCACAGGAGCAAAUACGUAAACACUAUAAGAAAAUUGCCGUGCUGGUGCAUCCGGAUAAAAACAAACAGGCGGGCGCCGAGGAGGCAUUCAAGGUGCUGCAGCGUGCAUUUGAAUUGAUUGGGGAACCGGAAAAUCGUCUUGCCUAUGACCAAAGCAUUGCCGAGGCAUUGCACGCGGAAAAGGCGUGGACGGAGCUGCACGAUUUGCUAUCGCAAUUGCAAACCAAAAUGACCGAGGCGGCCAAUACUAUAAGAUGUAGCACCUGUGCGCAGCGUCAUCCUCGCAAGCUAACUGAACGUCCUCAUUAUGCGGCGCGCGAAUGCGCCUCCUGUAAGAUACGGCACUCGGCCAAGGAUGGCGACAUAUGGGCGGAGACGAGCAUGCUGGGUCUGCGUUGGAAAUAUUUGGCGUUAAUGGAUGGCAAGGUCUAUGACAUAACUGAAUGGGCCAACUGUCAGAAGGGUGCGCUGUCGCAUCUAGAGCCCAAUUCGCAUAUGGUACAAUAUCGCAUUGUGCGCGGCGCUCAGCAGCAACAGCAGCAGCAACAACAACAGCAGCAGCAGCAACAACAGCAGCAGCAGCAACAUCCACACCAGCAGCAACCACAGUCGCAUGCACAUCAUACGGGCGGCCCAGCCAGUGGUGUCAGUGAGGCCACGUUGCAUGAGUUUCUGGAUAAUCUGUAUAGCGGCCAACAUCCGGGCGCGCCCAAUGCCACGCCCUUUGCCGGUAAUGCACGUCGUCGCACUCGUCGCAACUGAAAUCGUUUUGUGGCAUAGACAUAAGUGUUUUUAAAAUCUCCAAUUUGCAGUUUAACAGUAAUAAGCAAGGCGUCGUUGGCUGCUUACUCACAUAGAUAAACUCUAAUAGGCCAACAUCAGCGCAACCAUCUCCCGUUUUACAAACACACACACACACACAAUAACUCUAAUAGACCACAAUCGAAACAGAUUAAGUUUUAUAAUAACUCUUCUUUACACAAGUACAAUGACUACCAAUUGCUGUUAAUAAUUUUUAUUUUGAGAAUUUUUGUUUUUAAUGGUCUUGCAUAAGUUUAAGGGCAUUACGAUUGCCCAUCACUUAAGUAGUUGACAUCUGUGUUCUACAUUUUACUUUUUGCCUACCGCUUAUGGACAGCUUAACCCGCUUAGCUCAUAGCAAACAAGCCUAGUUUUAAGUUAAAAUUAUAGACCGCAGCCGGAUUAUACGCCACGCACCACGGCGUAUAAUGCGCGAAUAUGUAAAAUCUAACACAUCCGAAUUAUAAAUGUUAAUAAAAACCAUAUAGAGACCCUAA
Messenger RNA from Drosophila montana, 4239 nucleotides. RefSeq lists its product as uncharacterized. Lineage: Eukaryota; Metazoa; Arthropoda; Insecta; Diptera; Drosophilidae. The record is from RefSeq and is a predicted model, not a curated record. Bases 266 to 3703 code for a protein of 1145 amino acids. The transcript has 7 exons.